This is a messenger RNA of Priapulus caudatus, 1591 nucleotides long. Its product is annotated as DNA polymerase epsilon subunit 4-like. The record is from RefSeq and is a predicted model, not a curated record. Gene Ontology annotation, cellular component: epsilon DNA polymerase complex; nucleus. NCBI's taxonomy places the organism in Eukaryota, Metazoa, Priapulida, Priapulimorpha, Priapulimorphida, Priapulidae. Gene Ontology annotation, molecular function: protein heterodimerization activity. The coding region runs from base 146 to 601 and encodes 151 amino acids. The transcript has a single exon.
GGCAAGUUCUGUUUAUCUGUCAUCAUAUAAACUUAUUAUUCAUUAUACUUGAACUUCUGCUACCAGUUGCUACGGUUUUUGUGUCAGAAUAAUUUUUCUGUGGCACAAAGGUUAACAAAGCUAAUGCGUGGCUAUUAUAUCUAGUAUGGAUGUAACUAGUAUCGAAAACGACUCUAAAAUUGGUAUUAUUGCUAAAAGUCACAGUAACACUAACAGUGACACUAACAACACUGUUGACAGUGUUUGUGUCGGUGACACUGACAGUGAUAUUGGCAAUACCAGUAGCAGUGCUGUUGCCAACACUGCUGAAAAUGCCAAGCCGGAAGUGCAACCUGGACUCGACAAGAUGGAGCGAGUUACCAAGUUCCCGCUAACGCGGGUCAAGAUGCUAAUGAAGCAGGAUCCAGAUUUGACUCUCGCAAGCCGAGAGGCUGUCGUCGUUGUGUCAAAAGCCACAGAACUAUUUAUCGAGACGUUUGCUCGAGAGGCAUACACGCACCUAUCGAAGAGCAAGAGGAAAACACUGCAAAAGAAGGAUUUGGAAGCCACCGUUCGCGAAAUCGACGCACUGGCUUUCUUAGAAGGAACUGGAGAUUUCUGAAAAUGAAACGACUUGCAUCGAAAAUGCUUGCAGGGGUUGCGGUUUCCCUAGAGCAUUGUUGGGUUACAUUAUUAUAUCUUGGAUUAGAAAUGAUGCCAUCGUCGGUGGAUGUAUUACGAUUUUCCAUGGAAUAAUUAGCCGGGGCCCUUCCCGCUGACACGGUGGUUCGCAGAUGCUGAGCAGGAAUGCUACAUGCCUUUGUCGCCGCUACAUAAUACACGAGAACGUGUGAAAUGCAUCCUCAUGUCUGAGGGAGCCUUGGUCCACAGAUGUCUACACGUUGGUGAAGGUUCGUGCAUGUGUCGCCGUUGCACGAAGUGGCACGUAUGCAUGAUUGAAAAUGCUUCCCUGCUAUUUUACUACACCAGUUUUGCCAAGACAGGUUGUGUUUACCAACUUAUGAACCACAUCAUCAGAGUAAUGGAAGAGAAUGCCAAUGGCAGCAGAGAGGUUCCAUUAAGAAGCCAUGCAUGUCAUCAGUAGGACGAAGAAGGUGGAAUGCAUCGUUGAGAAAAACAAUUUACUUAUGUGCAAUGCCGAGACUUGGAUGACGGUGAAGAUGUGAUUAUGUCUGUAAAACACUAAACCUACUUGUGUCUGUCCGACUCUAAUUUUGAAGAACUUUUUUAGGUCUUUCACUAAACACUCAAUCUAUGAAUGUAUUCUAACUUUCAUUGCAAACAAUUCAAUCAACUCUGUAUCCACUUACCAUAUCAAUGGCUGUGGCAAGGUAGAGUGCUCAGUAUUCAGAGUAGAGUAGUCUACUUAUUGUUUCACAAGAAUGUGAAGAAUCGAUACAAAUUUGCCAUCGACUAUUGUACAGACAGAGACUAUAUGCACAUAUUUUAUUAAUGGUGUAUGCAAUUUUUAGGGGCUGACAAGGUAUUAUUGUGUGUGUCAUUGUCGGUGUUUGCAAAGUGAACAGAAAUGUCUACAGAUGUCCCUCACCAGGGAAUGAAUAAACCUAAAAAGAAGUGUCACUGCCAGGAA